Molecule: messenger RNA, 865 nt
Organism: Triticum urartu
Lineage: Eukaryota; Viridiplantae; Streptophyta; Magnoliopsida; Poales; Poaceae
Source: RefSeq, a predicted model, not a curated record
CCCCCCUUCCACCUCUCGCCGGGCCGCCCCUCGCCGCGCACGCGCACGCGCUCCCCGAGCCACCAUUCCGCCCUCCAAGAACCACCGGAGCGACGCAAGGCAGGCGGCCCAGUCGCGCGCGCGCGCGUGCGCCGGCGCAGCCAUGGCGCGUUCUUGGUCCUGCGCCCUCCGCCUCCUCUUCUUGGCGUCCCUGCUCCUCCUCUGCUCCGCCCUGCCGCCGCCGCCGCCUCCGGGACGCGGGAGCGCGACGGAGCUGACGGCCGCCGACGAGGCGGUCCUCGCCAGGAUGUGCAACCCGCGCGCCGGCCCGCGCCCGGCGUGGUGCGAGGAGCUGCACCUGAUCAAGCGGCGCGCCCUCAGGGGAGGCGCGCGGCACCGCCACCACCGCCACCACCACCGCCAGGGCGCGCCCGCGGUGCCGCUGCCCCCGCCGGGCCGCGACGAGGUCGACAUGCGCUACGGCGUCUCCAAGCGGCGCGUCCCCACGGGCCCCAACCCGCUGCACAACUGAGGACGGCCGGCGACGACGGCGGGGCCAGUUCUUGCUUUCUUGGACGGAUCACCGGCAGGCGCCCGGGUUCUUCAGCGAGGAUCGAUCGUCCUCUCUUGUUCCUGCUUUCCGCGGCGGCGCACCCCUCGACUGCGCGGCCGGAAAGGACUUACAAUGGAGGAACGAUCGAUGCCCGCGGCCAGUAACAUAGAUAUAGCAUAUGUAUAGGCCAGUUCUUCUUCUUCUUCUUCUUCCUUGGAAUUCUUGGUUCUUUCGUGUCAUUUUUGCUCUAGUCUAGUAGCAUAAUUUCGCCGUUACCCGGCUCGCGCCAUCAAUCAAUGCAAAGGAAGAAAAGCCCGCAAGUUUUUGUGCCGC